UCACAGUGUGGCGCAUAUUUGUAACAAUGUUAAAGUUGUUUAUACGGCCACCCUCAGUGUGACCUGUAUGGCUGUUGACCAAGUAUGCAUGGCAUUCACUUGUGUGUGUGAAAAGCCGUAGAUAUUAUGUGACUGGGCCGGCACGCAAAGGCAGUGCCUUUAAGGUUUAUUGGCGCUCUGUACUUCUCCCUACGUCCGUGUACACAGCGGCGUUUUAAAAAGUCAUACAUUUUACUUUUUCAAAAUGAUACCGAUAAUAUCCGAUAUUACAUUUUAAAGCAUUUGUCGGCCGAUAAUAUCGUCAGUCCGAUAUUAUCGGACAUCUCUAAUAAUAAUGAUGGCAGGAAAAUUAGAGAUCGACCGAUUAUCGGUGCCGAUAUUUGCCAUUUUGACGUAAAUGCAACAACAGAACCAAAUGAGCAGAUCCAAUAUAUGGCACCAAUUUUUAGUAUUAAAAAUAAUAUUUAAUGAUUAGAUAGCACUUCUAUUUUUACUGGAGCCCUAUUUUCUAUUUGCUUAAGAAUAACAAAUACUCUCAACAGUAAUUCUUCCCAAAUAUGUUUUGAUAUCUGCCAGAACAUUUAUUUCAGUUCUUGUGAGAAUUCUCCUUCUCCUUUGCUGAAACUGUCCAAAAUUCCAGUUUCUGAUGCAGAUGAUCAUAUCUGCUGUAUAGAUUGUUGCGUUUUGGACCAGUUGUUCCUCCCAGGGAAUUCAAGUCACAAGUCGCUCCCAAGCUCUUUACGACACUUAAAGCUGAGUUGAAAAACCACCAGAGACAGAAUAGGUAUUUUGUAAUAUAUUUGCAAAGCUUUGCAGAUAUACAUUUGAGACCAGUCCAGCAUAGAACAUUCUAUCGCCCCGCCAAACUGGUCUGCCCCCCGAAACACCCUCUCCCCCCUUAAGUCCCUGGCAGUCCUGUGUCUCUAGCCAAAACAAAUGCUUAUUAUCGCUCCUUCUUACAUUCCAAAGCCUCAAGGUUAACACACACAGUUUACUUGCAGACAGAGCAGCAAGAGAAGAAAUGGAAAACACGAGCUGUUUUCAAAUAUGACUAUGAAAUAAAAGAAGUACAACUUAAAUUCGGAUAUAUGUAAAUAUCUGCCUCCGACAAGAUUGACUUUAGAAAAGAGAAGUGUAGGAUAUUUCUCUUGUUGUUUUAUUUGUAUUUUACUUUAUUAAAUGUUUAGGUAGAUUUUUAUUACCCAAAACAAGUUUUAUUUUAAGUCAUAGAGAAAUGUAUCACUGCUGUUUGUCUAUUUAAUGGAGGAAUGUAGUUAAUCAUAGAAGUGGCACCCAAUGUUAUUAAGAAAGUAUUGAUUUUGAAUUGAGAAUCGAUUCUGAAUCAAAUCGUUACCCCCCAAAAAUCGAAUCGUGUGGUGCCCAAAGAUUGACAACCCUCGUUAUCGGCCGCCUUGACUACAAAUAAUCGGUAUCUGUAAACCACAUCGGUCGAUCUCUGGUGAAAACGACAUUGUUGUUGUUCUCAGGUUUGUUCAAUAAAGCAAAGUUUGAACUUUGGCUCCUCCCACACGUCAUUUGAUGCCAGAUUAGUGGUCGGGGGUCUCGCCGGUCGCCCCCUGCGGAGCAUUCAAGCCUUUACAAUUGUGACACUUUGUCCACACAUGGAGGACGUUUGUACACAAAAUCUGCGGCCGCCUCAUAGUGGCCGCUUUGUCCCACCCCCCACGCCCCCACCCUUACUGCAAUGCAUGCUGGGACUCCGGCUGACACUUGCCGCCCAGGUAAAAAGCGGAGCAGAUGAAUGCCCGCCGCAGGUCGGAUAUCUGAGCCCCCACCCCAGAAGAAACCAAGUGGUGGUGAGGACGGGGGUCCUCUCUCUGGAUGGUGUCUAUGCCUGAGGUAUCGUUGCACAUCGCCUCCUCAGAGCUAAACCAGAGCUAUGAGGACUCUCCCCAAAAGUCGAAGCUGCCAGGUGUACUGCGUUUUCGGGCGUGGGCAGAAGGACCCCACCCAGCCUGAAGAAGAGGAGGCACCCCCUGCAUGUGUCACCUGGAGGAGAUGGACGUCCGCUCUCCUGCCUUUCUUCUCCUGCGCCGCCGUUGUGGCGUUUGCCGUCCACUACUUGGCGUCCCCGCCCUCCUGCGUCUUCUUCCUGGGAUGCAGCGUGGAGUUCCCCAACCUGAGCUUCUCCUCGGAGCUGGCCGACUGCUCCUCGCCGCAGUUCCACCUGCAGGCUCAGGCUUUGAACCGUUACUUGUCAGAGGUCUACAAGUCCUCUCCGUGGAGCUCCUACUACCUGCGCUCAGGGAUUACCGCCUUCAGUGAAGGAGCAUCGGGCCUCAACGUCUUCUACUGGAGCCAAUUCUACGCACCGCAUCACGUUGCCAUGGCGAUCCGGAGGUCCAGCCCGGAGAGGCUGCAGCGCCGACUUCCCGGCAGCACCAAGGUGCUGUGGGACGGCCGACAUGAGCAGCGGUACUACUUGGAGAAAGAUGACGUCACGCUGCAACUAUUGGGGUUAGACCCUGACGACUAUGAAUCAGAGGAGAAAUCCGACAAGAUAAAGAACCCACAAAGUCUCCAGGGCGGGAAGUGGCAGCUAGGCUUCCAAGCGAUGUCCUUCGACCUGUACGCUAAACACGGCGUCAACCGCACCCUGAGCCUGGUGGCUCCCAAGAAGCUGUACUACCAGUGGCGUCUCCGCGUGCCGCCGGGUCACGUGGUGCGGCUGCUCGUCCUCGCCCUGCAGGGAGCGGCGCCGGGAAGCUGCGGCGCUCACAAGCUGUCGGCCUACGACUUCCUGCUUCCUUUGCAGAACAAGAUCCUCGCCAGGUGGUGCGGGCAGGGUUCGCCCGGCGCCAUGAGCCUGACCUCUUCCGGGAACGUCAUGUUGGUCACCUUGUCCUUCAGCCGACAGAGGGAGGGCGCUAUCUUUAAAGCUUACUUCCAGGCCGUCCCCAAAGCAGCUUGCGGAGGCUCACUUUCCUCCUGGAAUGGCUCCAUUUCCUCCCCGCACCACCCUUCUUACUACCCUCCUAAUGUCGACUGCAGAUGGACGCUACGAGCACCGUUGCCUGGAUACCUGAUCUCCAUGACGAUAGUGACGGUAGACAUCCAGGGGUCGUCGGAUGGCUGCGAGAAGGACUGGCUGGACGUUGGCGGAGUCAAGCUGUGCAACCCGGUGUCAGACAGCAGCAAGAGGCGAAUCUACUCGUCUCCGCUUUCCAUCCACUUCCACUCGGACGAAUCUGUAACCCACAAAGGUUUCCACCUGCUCUACAAGGCUUUCUCUCCGGAAGGCUUGUGUCCUCGUCAGUUUCGCUGUGGAGACGGUCGUUGUGUCCCUUUAAGAAAAGUGUGUGACGGAGUGCGAGACUGCCCAGAUGGACGGGAUGAGGCCAAAUGCUCGGCGUGCAGACCUGGCGAGGUGAUGUGCGCUAACGGACGCUGUCAGCCUCACGGCAGCCGUUGUUCCAGCGUGUGUGCCGACAGCAGCGAGGAGCGCAGCUGCAGAAGUCAAUGCUACCACACAUGUCCCAACAAAGCGUGCCUGACCAAGUCUUCGGUGUGCGACGGCGUGGUGGACUGCAAAGACCGCAGCGAUGAGAAGAACUGUACCAGAGCUUACCUCAAAGGCUGCUCCUCAUCCUCGUACAAAUGUGCCAACCAGAAGUGUGUGAGCAAGGUCAACCCCGAGUGUGACGGCGUCAAGGACUGCCUCGACGGGUCUGAUGAAGUGCGAUGCGGCUGCGGCGUCCGUCCCAGGAGGCGUGCCAAGAUAGUGGGCGGCUCGGACGCGGGUGCUGGCUCGUGGCCGUGGCAGGUGAGCCUUCAGAUGGAGCGCUACGGUCACGUCUGCGGCGCCACGCUGCUCGCCGGCCGCUGGCUGGUGUCGGCCGCUCACUGCUUCCAGGACUCCGACGCUGUCAAGUACUCAGACCCACGGGCAUGGCGGGCCUUCAUGGGGCUGCGCGUGAUGACCGCCGGGGGCAGCGGCGCCGCCACCAGACCCGUCCGCCGCAUCCUGCCUCACCCCAAAUAUGAGCAGCUCACCUCCGAUUACGACAUCGCCCUCCUGGAGCUGGGCGCCCCCGUCUUCUUCAACGACCUGGUGCAGCCCGUGUGCGUGCCCGCCCCCUCGCACGCCUUCGCCAUCGGGGCCAGCUGCUACGUCACGGGCUGGGGAGUCCUAGCGGAGGACGGCGACCUGGCCACGCGCCUGCAGGAAGCGUCCGUGAGGAUAGUUAACAGAAACACCUGCAACAAGCUGUACGAUGACGCCGUCACUCCCAGAAUGCUUUGUGCUGGGACCCUGCAGGGGGGCGUGGACGCCUGCCAAGGUGACUCUGGGGGUCCGCUGGUGUGCCUGGAGCGCGGCAGGCGCUGGUUCCUGGCGGGCAUCGUGAGCUGGGGCGAAGGCUGCGCCAGGCAGAACCGGCCGGGCGUGUACACGCAGGUGGUGAAGUUCACCGACUGGAUCCAUCAGCAGACCCGGGGACAGGUGUGACGCAGGUGUGUCGUUAGUCCGGUGAUCGCCGUGUCAGGAAACGGAAGGCGAGGUUUUUUAGGUGGUCAAGUGGACUCUGACACACUGAGACUUUGACUUUGCCCAUCAAUGCACAAGGAAACUGAACCUCGUUACAAAAUAAAGGCAACAUUUCCCA
This is a messenger RNA of Nerophis lumbriciformis (worm pipefish), 4625 nucleotides long. Its product is annotated as suppressor of tumorigenicity 14 protein homolog. Gene Ontology annotation, molecular function: serine-type endopeptidase activity; protein binding. Gene Ontology annotation, biological process: proteolysis. The record is from RefSeq and is a predicted model, not a curated record. Lineage: Eukaryota; Metazoa; Chordata; Actinopteri; Syngnathiformes; Syngnathidae.